This is a messenger RNA of Bombina bombina (fire-bellied toad), 1901 nucleotides long. RefSeq names its product FAM3 metabolism regulating signaling molecule B (gene FAM3B). The transcript is spliced from 9 exons. Lineage: Eukaryota; Metazoa; Chordata; Amphibia; Anura; Bombinatoridae. Bases 360 to 1070 code for a protein of 236 amino acids. The record is from RefSeq and is a predicted model, not a curated record.
GCCACCUGUUGCCACUUCACCUCCUAUUGUAAUUAUAAUGAGUACCGGUCCCACAACCUGCUGAACCUGUCACUGCUGGGUGUGCUGAGGCAGAGCUGGCUAGGCAGUUGGACAUGCGCACUUCGGUCACUGUUUCCUGACUGUGGCUACCGGAGACAGAGGUCACAUUCUGCCUGCUGCUCUCCACUCGUGUCUGCCCACGCAGCGCGUACAGCUUUUCACUCAGGACAGACAGCACCCUGAUUCCUCCAUCUGGCUUUUCACAUUUGCACAAAACCUUAGAAAGGGAAGGUGGCAGUGAUCGGAGGCAAGGAACAGCAAUAUUCUGGACUAUCAGUAACUGAAUUUAAUCUGAAAUCAUGGUGAGCUUCAGGUUUCUUUCCAGCAAUUCCCUGAAGGUUGUGGGCUUAAUAUGUGCCUCCGUGUGUGCCUGGUACUUAGGAUAUUUAUUUGCAGAGAUCUUACCUGAAGACUCAAUACAAACAGCGAUUGGUAGCAUGAGAAAUAUAGGCCUGAAACCUGUCAUCAAAGCUCCAGCCCCCAGGAGACAGAAGUGUGACAUAUGGGUAGCUUGCCCAGAUGAUCAUUUGGCAUAUCGGCUAUUGAGUGGUGGUGCCAAGGAUAAGAUGCCAGAGAUCUGUCUAAAUGAUGAAAUCCUCAUUGGUGGAAACAAGAAUAAUGCCGGAAGAGGAAUUAACAUUGCUGUUAUUAACAAAGAUACCUGGAAACUCAUAGAAGUCAAAACAUUUGACAUGUAUGAAGGAGAAUUUUCGGGACCAAUGGUUGAAUUUCUUAAAAAGGCUCCACAAGGAUCCCUUCUGAUGGUCAGUAGCCAUGAUGAUGCAUCUACAAAAUUAUCUGAAGAUGCCAAGAAAACGUUUGAAGAGCUUGGCAGUAAGGAAGUGCGGAACAUACGCUUUCGGUCAGCGUGGGUGUUCCUGGCAUUUAAAGGGUCAAAAUUACCUGACCAUCUAGAAAAAGAAAAGAUUAACCAUUCUCAGGAAAGUAAAAACAGAUAUGCAGGCUGGCCAGCAGAAAUCCAGAUUGAUGGCUGCCUUCCCAAGAAAUAGGAGACUUGUGUUUAAAACGUUAAAUCCUUUAUGAUAAGUGGACAAAUUACAAAUGAAAGAAUUAUGAGGAGAAACAUUAUGAAAAUAGUGACUUUUUUAAAUUUGGUCACCCAAGUGCCUGCUGGAGAUAUACAGGGAAAAAUGACUAUUAGCCGGGGUUUAUAAACAUUCCUUGCUGUAAUAUAUUCAUGCUUUUAGGAAAUGCUCUAAUAUUACCAUGACAACUAUGUACAGAUAUUAUGUAAAGUAUUUUCUGUGAAGAUUGUAACACAGAAGUGUGCUGGUUUUCCACACAUUUAUAAUUAUAAUGAAUUGUAUUUUUAAAUCCAAAGGUUUUUUUAUGGAUGUUAGUUUUAAACAUGAGCAAGGACAUACAAAUGCCAGGCUUUAAUCAGUGGCAGUUCCAGGAACCAAAUAAUAAAGGUACUUUCCCUGCUGAACUCCAUGUAGAGGCCAAGAAGCUGGGGACUAUGUCAGGGAAAUCCAUGCAUACUGUCUUUCAUGGGCGGAGCUGUGCAAUCUAUGGGCGUGGCUAGGUAAUCCAAGGGCAUGACUCUGGCCAACCAGCUCACUGGUGGUGCAAAGUUUAAGGUACAUGCAACUCAAUUUUUAUUUUUCAUGAUUUAGAAAGAGAAUGUCAUUUUAACUAACUCUCCAGUUUACUUUUUUUUUUAAUAUUAUAUAUACAUUUUUAAAAAAAUAUUUUUGUAUUAAAUCUUAUGCAAAUAUACCUUACAUAUAACCAUAUUGUGAUCCAAGAACAAUCAACAAGAUAAACAAUGUUUGAGGGAGCAUUAACUCUCUAUCCAUUAAAGUCCUCUUGCUAAGCAA